AUGGCGAGCGAAAAGGAAAAUACCGAGUCGGCUAUUGACACUGGCGUGGAGGAAAACGCCGAGACUAUCGAGGAGCGUGUCUUCUCAGCGGCUCUGAUAUGUCUCGAAGGUCACUUUACACAGUCACCGCCCAUGGGGCCCAAGACGGCCGCCAGGAUCACCAGCAUGAUUUCAAAGACGUUGGAAAAGACACACACUCUUCGACGAGUGAGGGAGACGCUGUCCCGCAAUGUUGAGAUCUGGAUCUGGCUCACAAGGAUCCUUGCUGCCGCUCUCCCGACCUUGACAGAUCGCUCCGUCGGUCCCCUAUCUAGCCUCAAUGAUCCUGAGAAGGGUGUCAGUCCCCAUGAGAGCACAGCCUUGAUAGUCAUGAACUACGACAGCAUCAAGAACGACCUCUCUGUUCUCACCAAACUCAUGCAUAUUUCGAGAAACUUGCUCGUCAACGCAGAACCUCAAGUUCCACAAGAUAUCUGCGCUGCUGUGCACUUUGACCAGAUGGUUUACCAGACCAUCGUUCUCUGUGUCAAUGUCACCCACAAAGGUUACGAUGGAGAGAUUCUAGACGAAUCAGACCGACUGAGGCUGGCCGAAAUCAAUGAACUCUAUAAAAAGCUACUUGUCACUUCUCUGCAGCAAGCUCAUAAUUGGACCGCAAAGCAUGAUCGCAACAAAAUGUCCUUUUGGUUCGAUGUUCUCUUUGACGAUGACGGUGCCCUUACUGGGCACGAUGACUCUCUUUCUGACUGUUCCGGCUUUCGCCCUGAAGUCGCGAAGCAACAAGUGCAGCAUUGGCUGGACCGAAACUCUAGAAUGUGUGACACAGCACGACAGCUGCUGCGCGAUUACGUGGAAAACCACGCCAGCAAACCACCUGGUAAUCUGGCCCCAAUUCGGCCGCUCGCUUGGAACUGGCUUCCCGAGGGCUCUGUGGAUGCACCCCCCAGUGAGGCCAGUGGUGAAAAGAUUCAGUCAGUGUGGAAGUUGGAUGAGACCAACAGAUUUGAGCAGGAUCGCGCCUAUGGACGAGUAUCGAGGGAGAUUGAUACUUGGUGGCUAAAAUCACGAGACCCCAACUACGAAGAAUGGAUCGUCGGUAUGCCUUCUGUCGAAUCGGCGCAGGCGAAAACAGAGCACUGCAAGACAAACUUGAUCCACAGAUACUCCCAUUCCUACCGCGAUGACAACUCCUUGCCUCCAGAUGGAGUGGACGAUGAUGCGUCAGAGCACGACCAUUGCCCAAACUGCCAUCAAUGUCACCAUGACGAGUAUGAGUCUGAUGAGCACGAUGACCAUGAGCACGAGCACGAGCACGAGCACGAGCACGAGCACGAGCACGAGCACGAGCAUGAGCACGAGCACGAACAUAGCCACGAACAUGAUCAUGAUCAUGAACAACACCACAACUGCUACCAUGGGCAUGGCCAUGAUCAUCAUCACGAUCACCUUCAUCAUGAUCAUGACCAUGAAUACGAGUGCGAACAUCAUCGGCAUUGCCACCACCAUGAUCACAAUUACCCUCACGACUAUGUAGAUGACAUGUUGGAUGAUGACGAGGCAGACGACGAUGAUUCAUAUGGGGACGGUCCAUUGACCGGUUUGCUCACCGAGGUUCCUAAUAUCUUGGACCCCAAGCAGAUUGAAGCGCUCCACAUGAUUGUCAAGUCAUGCAUCUUUGACGGCUCUGGUUCAGGGACUACACGUGCUGGCGAGAGCUUGCAGAGGACUCGUUGCAGACUGUUCCUGGCGCUGGACAGCGGCAAGAGUCUGCUGCGGGAGCUCCUCGUCUUCAUUGCCGUCUGGGACAAGGACGAAGAGAGCCUGAUUUAUCAAGUCACGGCGCAAAUUGUGGAUUCCAUCCAUCGAAACGCGCUCAUUCCUUACGCGUGGAACUCGCUCCGCAUCUCCAAGGACAUCAUCUCUCCCGCGCAGACGGUCUUGCUGCGCCUCGUGAAUGACAUGCUCGGUGGGCGCACCGUCGCCGGCUCCGCGGCCAGAGACGGGCCUACCGGGGAGGGCAGAGACGGCCCGCGCGACUUGAAGCUGGUGCACUUCUUCUUCAGCUCGUUCCGCAGCCGGAUCGUGCCCGAGUGCGCGGCGCUGAUGCACCUGCAGGCGCAGAUUCGGGAGGGCAAGUCCGACGCGUCCGAGUUCCCGGUCGACAUGUGGGACAUGGAGCGUGCCAAGGACGGGCUGGCCCAGUACCUGGAGUUCCUGAGGACGGUCGUCGAGGUGCCCGAGAUGCGGGCCAAGCUGAUCGAGUGGGAGGCAGUGUACGAGCUCGUGACCGUCCUGAGCGGGCUCGAGGCCGCCGUGGCCAAGAAGCCGCUCUUCCACGCGCCGAAGCGAAACGGCGCGGGCGGCGACGACCCCAUGGUGGAGCGACCGUACGCGGCCGCUGCCGAAACUGCCGGCGCCGGCGCCUCGCCGCCCCUGCAGCAGCAACAGGAGGCAGCGCACAAGUUCCCGUGGGCCGGCGUCAAGAGCCAGAUCUUCAUGAUCCUGGCCGACCUCCUGCAGCCGCCGCCGGGCCGGCACAGCCCCGGCAACCCCGCAGUGCAGAUGCAGAUGGUGCGGUACGACGGCAUCGGCCCGCUGCUCAGCAGCACCGCCUACGACGCCCACAACCCCUUCGCCAAGGAGCGCAUCACCGUCUGCCUCAAGUGGCUGCUCGACGGCUGCGACGAGGCCAACGACUUCAUCCGCCAGCUGAACCGCGCCGGGCCGCCGCCGCCGUCAGCUGGGCCGGCAGGCGCCGGGCAGACGCAGACGCUGCGCAUCGAUGGCGUCGGCGGCGACGUCAGGGUCCGGGUGCGCUCGGGACGCCCACGGGUGGUGCAGGAGACGGACGACAUCGUGGGCGACGGGCAGGAGGCGGUCGUGGAGGACAGCGCGGACGCGCCGAGCAGCGGCGCCAGCAUCGAGGAUGACUUUAUGGCGUAA
This is a messenger RNA of Cordyceps fumosorosea ARSEF 2679, 2943 nucleotides long. Its product is annotated as Ataxin-10 domain protein. The record is from RefSeq and is a predicted model, not a curated record. NCBI's taxonomy places the organism in Eukaryota, Fungi, Ascomycota, Sordariomycetes, Hypocreales, Cordycipitaceae. Gene Ontology annotation, cellular component: cytosol. The transcript has 3 exons. Bases 1 to 2943 code for a protein of 980 amino acids.